AUUGUAGCUAAAUGUGAUCAAAUGGCGGAGAGGUUUUCUCGGUUUCACGAGGUUCGAGAUUAUCAGGGUAAAGGAGUAGAUGUCUAUGAUGACAACCUCAUCGAGCUUGAGCAGUCUUCUCUUGCUGAGCCAAUUACACAGCACGCUAGUGGUGCCGGGCAUGAGGUAGAGGGCCGCCACUGCUGUCUCUGCGGGUGGCCACUGCCUCGGCGUACGGGACUACUUGCUGGGGGCGCUUGUUCGUGUUGGUUCUACUUGGCACCUCCCUCCUUUCUCUCCUCCUGCGGGGUUGCACCUCCUAGGACAAUCUCGGCUACCAGCUGCUGCUGCGACAUGGCUGGAAGUCCGGACAGGGCCUGGGCAAGAAUGAGCAAGGACGUACCGAUCCCUUGCCAAUUAUCCUCAAGGAAGACAUCAUGGGAUUUGGACGAAUGGAGAUGGAAAUGGACUAUGCAGAGGAGACAACAGAGAAAAGGAGAACACUGGAGAUUGAGAAGGAGGAGACAGAAGAGCUCAAACUUAAGUACAAGGCCGUUCAAGAGAAAGAAAAGGUAGUUCAGGAGGCCUUGGCGACCCUGAAAGCCAACUUCUACUGCGACCUCUGUGACAAACAGUACACAAAGCAUCAGGAGUUUGACAACCACAUCAACUCUUAUGACCAUGCUCACAAACAGAGACUCAAGGAGCUCAAGCAGCGGGAGUUUGGACGCAAUGUGCUGUCCAAGGUGAAACGUGAGGACAAGGGCCGUGAGAAGGAGCAGCGACGUCUCCAGCAUUUGGCAGAGCUAAGAGCUCAUGUGGCAGUGAUGCGGGGACCCACCGAAAUGGGAACUGGAGAAAAGUUUAGAGGACGUUUCCAGCAGGUGGACUACGUUGAUGAAACAAAGCCACAAGCAUCAUCACAGUCUCCCACUUUCUAUGACAGUGACGAAUACCAGCAGGACACUAAUGAAUGCCAGCAAGACAUCGAUGAAUGCCAGCAAGACAUUGAUGAAUGCCAGCAAGACAUUAAUGAAAGUCAGCAGGAAGCCGAUGAAAACCAGCAGGAAGCAGAUGAAAACCAGCAGGAAGCAGAUGAAAGCCAGCAGGAUGCCGAUGAAAGCCAGCAGGAUGCCGACGAAAGCCAGCAGGACUCCAGCAAUGCCAAUUCAAGUGACGAUGAAAUCAAUGCGAAAAAGGAACAAGACCUUGACAGCCAAGCUCAGAGUCCACCAGGAAGUGUGCCAGAAGACGAACAAGAAGAAGAAGCAAACAUCCCGCAAACAACAUUCUUUGCCGAUUCUAACAUAUUCGAACUGCCACCACUGCCUAGUGAGAUUCCCCUUCCCACCGACAUUCCACCUCCCCCACCCCCACCUCCAUUUUUAGGUCUUACCAUCUUAGACCCUGGUCAAGAGAAGUACUCGCCAGAAGAGCCCACACCUGCUCUUCCAGAGCCUGCUCUGCCUGAGUUGCCACAACCUACGGUGCCCGACUUGCCACAGCCUUCAGUGUCCGAGCUGCCACAGCCCUUGGUGUCCGAGGUGCCUCCACCUCCUACCCCACCUACCCCACCUACGGAGGUUCUCUUGCCUGCAACAGAGCCACCCCUCAUCGAGGAGUCCAAGUCUAAGCUGCUCAUUGGCAAAGCGUUGGCAAAGAAGCGACUCAUCGCAUUCUCUUUGACUUCAAACCAGCCCCUGCAGAAAGCCCUCGAAGUGAAGAGGGCAGCUACUACAGUCACAAAGCCAGUCAAGGGUGCCUUGUCAUUCAGCUUUGCUCGGAAAAACAUUGGAAAAGUGGCCCCCAUUUCAAGUGCGCUGUUCAAGGAAGACGAUGACCAGCCUGAUGAGGAAGGCCCAGAAGUGACUGCUGCAGCUACAACAAGUGAAGAGGCACAGGCGGGUGCUGCUGAGAGUAAAAGCGCCGAAGAACCUGAGAAAAACGAGAAGCCAUCCACCGAACCUGAGCAGCAGGAAGACAGUAACUUUUACUUUGUGGCCCCUCCCAAGAGGUUUAAGGUGAAGCCAAAGUUCGAAUUUGUGAAGUUUUUGAAGAGUGAUAAGUUUGAGCUCAAGCUUCCUGAUGAUGCAGUGGAAGGAGUUCCAGAGAAAAAAAUUAAAAAUGAGUCACAGGAUGGAACCAAGAAACCAGUUGAUGUCACAGGCAGUAAAGCAUAUUCUGAAGAAAGUCGUGGAGAUGCGAAGAAAAAGCAGCAGCCUUCUAAAGUUAGUGACAAGAGUGAAGGGUCUGCCAAAAGCAAGACAGAGUCUCUCGAUGUCUCAUCUCGAAAUGGCAGCAAGAAGAAAGAGAGUGCAACUAGUGGUGCCAAAACAGAAAAGAAGGAUCGCGGCAGAAGUCCUCGCAGCGUUAAGCACUCCAGAGACAGGAAAAGUCGUUCCCGUGAACGUAAAAGGAGUCGUUCAAAAGACAAGAAACGAAGCCACUCAAGGGAGCGAAGGAGAAGUAGAUCCAGGGAUCGACGAAGGGGGCGAUCACGAGAGCGCCACCGCAGCCGUUCCCCACGAGAUAAAAAGAGGAGCAGGUCCAAGGAUGGAAAGCGAAGUCGCUCUAGAGACAAAAAGGCAAGCCAUGCCAAGGACACAAGAAGGAGCAGGUCGAGGGAGCGGCGGAGGAGCAAGUCCAAGGAUAGAGGCAAAGACAGAGCCACUCAUAAGGGUGGGAAGGAAGCCAAACAGCGGUCACCGAGCAGGGAGCGAGUAAGUUACUCAAAGGGCCGUGCAAGAAGCAAUGCUGACAGCCAGAAGAAAAAGGAGAAGUCGGCAGAUGACAAGAAAAGCAAAGAAAAGCAUGCCACUACUAACGACCAUAAGAAGGAGGACACAGUACGGAUGGAAACAGCAAGUGCAGAGCCACAGGCUUCGAGUCCAGAAGCACCUCAGGAUGAUGGCACUACAGAAGCAGUGAAUGGUGAGGAGGAAUCUACUGGUGAUCAACAGGAUGAAGAAGAAGAGAAGGCUGCUAGAGGGCCCAGACGUUCGCCAGAAACCACUUGCAAGCAAGACAAAAAGCAAGCUUCCGAUUUGAGCACUUCGCAAACUGUAUGCCAUAAAAAACCUGAUGAAGCAGGUGCAUGCGUAGAAAAAAAUGAGCCAGUGUUAAACCUAAUGUGCGAGGACAGCCCGCUCGACACUCUUGGAGAAGCAGACAGUUGUGAUAGUGCAGACAUGUUUCAGCAUUCACCAUGUAAGCUUUCAACAGUGUUGACUGAGAAGGUGUCACUUUGUGAUGACAAGAUUGAGACUCGUGGUGACGACAUUGCUGAGCAACACAUCUUUUUAGCAACCUGCUCUGUCAAGUUGGAUGAAAGUGACAGUCAGAGCAAACUUUGCCAGAUGCCGAAGUCUGAUUCCCCAUCACAGAUAUGCAUUGACAAACUGUUGCCUGAAGAAGCACAGAAAACUCAUGAAGACACCGAAGCAGUUGGUCAGAAACAACUUGAAAGUCAAACUGAGAAGCUUAAGGAAGCUAGUGAUGACUCUGGAAGUUGUGAUGAUCCCAUUAAGGCACAGCAGAAGUUCUUAGAGGAAAUAGAAGCUACCAAGAAAAGCGCCCUUGUGACAGUGCAGAGACAGAACUCGGAAAGCAAGGCAGAAGUUUCAGGAAAUAACAGAAAGACUAGCAAAGCAAGUAAACUGAAGAAGCCAAAGCCUGAAAGCACAGAGUUAUCAACCAUGGACCUCAUAGCCCCUGUCAAGGAGAAAACUGCCAAGGCAGCUAAGGAGAAGCGGAAGACCGCAAAAGACAAGCCACAGGAAAAGAAGAAAAAGAAACGAAAGAGGAGGCCUAAAGCAUCUAGUUCGAGCUCAUCAUCGUCAUCGUCCUCCUCCUCAUCAUCAUCUUCAAGUUCAUCACGUAGCAGCAGUUCAGGCACGAGUGGUAGCUCAAGCAGUUCAGGCAGUGGCUCAGACUCUGAGAGUUCCAGCAGCUCGUCUUCUUCCAGCUCUAGUUCAAGCAGCUCUAGCAGCUCAUCAUCUUCAUCCUCUUCUUCUUCUUCGGAGUGCCCUCAGAAACUGAAGAAAAAGAGGAAGAAACUGAAGCUGAAGUCCAAGAUGCUUAAGGAAAAAAUGGCUAGAAUGGCGAAGAAGGCACAGACUGCCAAGACUGUGCAAGCAUGUGCCACCAUGCUCACACAGACUGCUGGCAUUGAUAGCAUACUGACCAUAGGCAAGCAAACAACCCAGACCUCGGAGCAUUCAGGCAGUACAUUCCACAUUGGGAGUGUGUCACAUGCCGCACGCACAGCUGAAGACUCAAAACCACCACAGGAGCUUGUCAAGGAAAUUAGUGCUUCAAGAGGUCCCACCGAGCAAGUUAUCGUGAAGGAGGCAGCAAAAGCUGACAAAGAUUUGAAUGUGCUAACGACCUUUCACCUUGAGCCAAUUGAACCUGCAUAUGAUGCACAAACAAGCAAGCAAGCUUCGGAUAAGCUGCAACAGAGCUGCAGUGUUAAAGGUUUAGAAGAACUGUCCUCAAAGAAUGUCGCUGAUGUCCCCUGUGAACUCAAAGAUCAACAUUUGAAAAUUGAAAAAAACACAUCUGAUGUGGAUGAAGCACGUAUUGGUGCUGCAGAUGCACCCAGCAAGACUACAGAGCAUUCUAAAUGUUCACAUAAAAAUAAAGUUGAUGAUAAUGAAGCCAAGAAGCUUGAUUUUGUUGCUACUAAAGUUAUUACAAGUGGCCCAGCCAAGGGAACUUGUGAACCUUCAACCAAAAAAACUGUUGAGAUGCCUUCAAGCAAGAGUCCCUGCAAUGCCAUUGCCGAGCGCCGUAGCAGUGCAGAGCACCACAUUGAGUGCCCUGUCAGUACUGAGCGCCGAGAUAGCACUGAGCACAGUGAUACAAAAAAAGACAAGAAGGACUGCCCAUCAAGCAGUCGCUGGCCUACGAGUGAUGACAAAGCAACCGACAAACUUGACAGCAAGAGAAGUAAGGAGCAUAAAAGGAAGAGUGAGCCAUCUCCAAGUAAUGAGCCUGCAUGUAAGAAAAGAGCCUCCGAGCAGGAUGCACCAAGAGCAAACAAGGUUGAUAGCAGAGGAACCAGUCAUCGAUUGCCUAAGUCCAAUACCACUACUGCAGAGCAUAGAAGGUCUGUUACAAAGCAGGAGAAGACCAAAAAGGAAAGAACAAAAAAGGAAGACCAAGAAGGAGCAAAAAAAGCUAAGGAAGAGGCCAUUUUGGACCCAAAAGAGAGGGAGAGACUUAAAGGUGAAGCAUUAGAAAAAGCACGGAAAGAAGGCAGCGACUGCAUCAAAGUGAAAACAGCUGAUCGAAAGAAAGAAAUCAGCUGGCCUAUGGCUCUUAUUAGAUAUACUAACAGCAAACCAUUUAUUUCAUAUGGCUGCAACCCUAUUUAUGGCAAGAUCAGUGUAGCAUAUGUAAAGAAGGAGAAAAGGACUUCUGUAGCUAGUAAUUCUGAGGAAAAAGAAGAAAAGAAAGACAUUCGCGAAGUGCCAAAAGAUUCUGCAAAAAAGGACGGCCGUAGUAGAGUACACAAGUCGAAAAAGGAAGUACCGCUGGAUGCUCCAGAUAGAAAGAAAGUAACGUCACCUUCUAGGGAAGCAGUAAAGGAAUCAGAUGUCACUGACCUUGUAUCUCCCGACCUCAAUGCAAUGUCAGGACUUCAGGCUUUGCAGUGCCUGUACGAUAACAUGGACAGUCCAGAAGUGCCAGCAAAGGAUCUGGACUCUGAAAAUGAAAUAAGUCACUCCAAGGCUGAUCAGGAGGAUGUGCCUGAAGAAAUGGCAAUCAGCGAUCAGUGGGCAAACACAGAGUUGGACGCAGCCAAACAGUGCAGUGUUGAAACCACGCUAGCCAGUUCAGAAGCUCUUGGUGCAACACACCACUCAAAAGGUACUGUGCCAAGAACCCCAGAGCGUGAACCACCAGAAGUGAACACGGAGGUGCCAUCAAAAUCACCACUUGCUGUACCAGUAAAGAGAGAAUCAUUGCAAGACAAAAUGCAAUUGACAGCUGAACCUGAAACGACAGUAGAAAGUGCAGAAAAAGAAGCUGCUAAGGAACAUAAAUGGGAGGAUGAAGGAAAAAACAGUAGCACGAAAAAACAAGUCAGUAAUGAACCAACUCGUCCAAGAAAAUGUUUUAUGGAGGAUAAAGUUUUACGCUCCAGUCAGGAAGAGGUCAGGCUGCCGGAGAUAGAGAAAGAAGAGAACGUGCCCUCACCUAAUGCUAUGGAUGUUUCUGACGAUAUGGUCGACCUACUUUCAAAUACUGAGACUUCUCUGGAAGAAACUCGUUUCUUGGAGUACAGUUCACGUAUCACAAACGAGAUCAUAGCGGACAUUGAAAACGCUCAUGUAGAAACUGUGGAAAGUGUAGUUGAGAAAAGUGAACUGCAGACGGAAAGAGCCAUGAAAACCGUAGCUGAGAAAAGUGAACGACAGGCGGAAAGAGCCAUGAAAACUGUAGCUGAGAAAAGCGAACAACAGGUGGAAAGAGCCACGAAAACCGUAGCUGAGAAAAGUGAACGACAGGCGGAAAGAGUCAAGAAAACCGUAGCUGAGAAAAGCAAACUACAAGCAGAAAGAGCUACGAAAACCAUAGCUGAGAAAAGUGAACUACAGGCGGAAAGAGCCAUGAAAAUUGCAGCUGAGAAAAGUGAACUACAGGCAGAAAGAGCCACGAAAACUGCAGCUGAGAAAAGUGACCGACAGGUGGAAAGAGCCAUGAAAACCGUAGCUGAGAAAAGUGAACGACAGGCGGAAAGAGCCAUGAAAACUGCAGCUGAGAAAAGUGAACGACAGGUGGAAAGAGCCAUGAAAACUGUAGCUGAGAAAAGUGAACGGCAGGCGGAAAGAGCCAUGAAAACCGUAGCUGAGAAAAGUGAACGACUGGCGGAAAGAGCUAUGAAAGCUGUAGCUGAGAAAACUGAACGACAGGUGGAAAGAGCCACGAAAACCGUAGCUGAGAAAAGUGAACGACAGGCGAAAGGAGCUAUGAAAACCAUAGCAGAGAAAAGUGAACGACAGGUGGAAAGAGCCACGAAAACCGUAGCUGAGAAAAGUGAACGACAGGCGGAAAGAGCAAUGAAAACCGUGGCUGAGAAAAGUGAACUACAGGCAGAAAGAUGCACGAAAACCGUAGCUGAGAAUCGUGAACUACAGGUGGAAAGAGCCAUAAAAACUGUAGCUGAGAAUCGCGAACCCCAAGCGGGAACCAUCAUGAAAGCAGAAGAGCCAAAGGAAGAUGUAGCUGUUGCUGCCAGCCCAAGCACGACUGCUUUGCCAGAGGAAUUAGUGUGCAUGGCAACCAGUCAGAUGACACCACUUGGGGCUGACAAGGACUUGACUUCUGAAUAUGAAAAGUUCAUGGAACAGCUGAACCUCGGAAGUUGUAUUGAAGUAGAGGUAGCACAGGAAGUUGAAGUGCCUAGUGAAGAUGCUCUUGAGCCUGAGCAAGCUCCAGAUGUCAUCAGCGCAGCACCAGCUGAAGGCAAGAACGACCUGGAUCCUGUGUUCACUAUCCCAAUGCAGACUUCACUGGUAGCUUCAUUGCAAGAUGAUUUAUCUGAGGUGCCUGUUGAAGACAUUGGAGCCCUUGAAGUGGCUUGUGAGAGUGAAGUCAGCAGCUCUCCAUUUUUACCAUCUGUGCCACCACCUCUGGCACCUGUACCUGCACCUAGUCCAGCCAUUACAUCUGCCCUUGGUGCAGACAGCCAAGCAUCUUGUGUUCUUGCUCCCAUUGGGUCCAUUGUUUCUGCUGGGAUUCCCAUUACUUCGCCAUUGUCAUUGUCAGCUCCUGCCUCCCUUACUACACCUGUAUCAUCAGUUGCUGCUGAAGCUCCAAUUCCUGUCCCUGUUCUGGCAGCUCCUGUUGCUGUGCCAGCCCCUGUGUCCUUAACAUCUGUUCAGACCUCUGUGCCACUUGCUGGUUCCAGUCCACAGCUAGUGUCAUCUGCUAUUGCAGCUACAAGUACACCUGUGCCUGUUUCAAGUUCACCUGCCUCCUCAGAUUCUUCUAAAAGCAUUGUGCAUACAAUUUAUUCAACCAGUGAUGUUUCUCUUUCACCAAGCCAACCUUCUUCAUCCAAGAGGUUGCACAGGAAAAGGCACAGUGACAUUGCUAGAACGUCUACUAGUGCUGAGGAAAUUCUGCCGUCUCCUCCUAAAAAGAAAGAUUCAAAACACAGCUUGCAUAAAUCUGCAUCCCAAAAGCCAGAACUUCCUGCCCAGCCAGAAGUGUCCAGUAGCAAGAGUAUGUCACGGCCCAUCAUCAUCAAAGUUCAGGCGAAUUCUGAGCCAAGAAUGCAGUCAGCUGCUCCUCAGAUCUCACAGGCAGAAAAUGUAGAUGGCUUAGAAUGUUUGCCUGCUGAGCAGUCAGCACCAGAGGUCUGUGCUGAGGUAGAAGUUGGAAGUGAUGUCUGCACAGAGGAGCAGGUGAAGUUUGCAUCGUCAGAUGACAUGUUUGUAACCAUUGUGGACACUGAAGAUAUAUGUCUUGCUGCUGUCGAGGAAGUGGCAUGUUCAUCAUCGGAUGACCUCGGCAGCGGCUUGGCAGUGCCUGCAGAACAACCCGAAGAGAAAGAAAGCUCCCCGCCUCCGCCUCCUCCACCGCCUCGUUACUUGCGGCUCAAGCCACGCAAAGGAUCAUCAUCAUCUGUGAGCUCGUCCAGCUCUGUAGAAGAAGUGCCACCGCCGCCACCGCCACCUCCACGGCCACCUGUUCGUUGCUUGGUGCUCCCUCCCCCACCUGCAGGUAUUCUCUUGCCAGCUGGCAGAGGCACCCUCUCAAAUGAACCCAAGAAAUCCGUUACUUUUGCUGAUGGCAUCCCGCCAGGCAAAGAACCACCAUCUAGCGGUGGUGCCCCAUCACCACCACCUCCUCCACCACCGCCACCUCGUGAACGCAAACACCGCACAAAGGUCAAGGUUAUCAUACCAUCAUCUGUAGCAGACUCCCUGCCGCCGCCCCCACCUCCCCCAAAACGACCACCACCACCACCGGCUGCAACAGCACCUGCUCUGGCCACUGCUUCGGCAGCAGCUUCAGCAGUGGCUGCGGCAGUGGCUUCAGCAGCCGCCCCUACUCCCCCUGUUGCUGUGGAAACCGUGGCUGCUGCCUACCCGCAGUACCAGGUGCAUUUGCCCCAGCAGACCUACCCAGCUGCAGGAUACACUGUUCCAUAUAGUAGCUACCCAGCAGCAGGCUAUGCAUAUACAGCCACAACACAUUUGGGGCAGACGGUAGCUUACACCUAUGCACCUGGCCAGGCGGCUCACCAAGCUAUGCCCAUGCAGCAGGUGCAGCAGGUGCCUCCUCAGCAGCACCUCUAUGCCAAUGCUACUGCUGCUUCUUACGUGUACCACCCACACCAGAUUGUACAGGCUGGUCCAGCUGUGAUGCAGCCUCAACAGCUGCAGCAGGCACACCUUCCACCACCACCGCCACCACCUGUGGGCCAGCUACCUCCCAGGCCACCCACAUAGCAUUCGCGUGCUCUUCAGGACAUUGUGCACAGCAGUGAUUGCUUUUCAAGAAAGAUACUGUGUGUUGUGGCAUUAGGUGGCACAAAACAGGACCUCCAGAGGAGCGAAGGCUCUAUUGCGGGCUCAAGUCAUGGGUGCUUGCCAUUUUCUUGGAUCAUGCGUCUUGGAUCAUGUGUCUUGGAUCAUGUGUCUUGGAUUUUCUUGGAUCAUGUGGACAGCUAUGAGUCAAGAGCUCAAAACAUAUUUGUUGCAUUGUCUUCACAGUGAAUGUUUUACCUGAGGCUGGUUGGUGUUCCAGCUUUCAUUUGGAACAAGGUGCAUGUCACUUACCUUUUGUUUACAGUAUACACCAUGAACAUAAUGCAUUGAACAUCGUUAUAAAUUGUGUAAAUAUGCUUUUUUUGUUAUUCGUAGAAUAAAUGAAGUAUUCUUGUGGAAU
Molecule: messenger RNA, 9885 nt
Organism: Dermacentor silvarum
Lineage: Eukaryota; Metazoa; Arthropoda; Arachnida; Ixodida; Ixodidae
Product: serine-rich adhesin for platelets-like
Exons: 9
Coding region: 417-9446 (3009 amino acids)
Cellular component (GO): nucleus
Molecular function (GO): nucleic acid binding
Source: RefSeq, a predicted model, not a curated record